AUGCCCUGCCAAUCUCCUCCGGUCUCAGCCCUGGCCUCGUAUGCGAGAUCCUUGCGAACAAGAUGUCCCGAGGCCGAAGCGAGUCCGAUGCUCUUACCCAUGUAUACGGUACCAGUGAGGGAUUUGCUGGACAUGGCAGAAAUGGAACCACACGAGGAGUUGAAGGCGAAGGGUCUCCUGGUGGUGUUUCAGCGGAGUCUGGGAAAUGCAGCCUUUGUUUCACACCAGUGGGUCGGUCAUGAACAUCCAGAUCCAGAGUUCAAGCAGAUGAGGGUUUUGCAAGCAGCUCUCAAGUAUGCCAUGUCUUCAUCUUUGAAACAUAUACCCUUGGAUAUUGUCACUGAGCUGCUUCUGCCUGGUGCCAAAGACAUGCCAACUUCGGAGCUUGUGGAGAAGGAUCUCUUUAUUUGGUAUGAUUACUUCUCAUGUCCUCAGUUGGAGAGGAAGCCGAAAGAAGGCGAAAGAAGUGAACUUUCUAAAGCCAUCGAGAGCAUCCCUGCCUAUGUGGCAGCAUCGGCCUUCUUCUUUGUGCUUUGUCCGGUCAUCGAAAAUGAACAUCUCUCCAAGGAAAAGCAGUAUCCGUUUGCUGCUUUCGUUUGUGAUAUCGUGCAAUUUGGUGAUUGCAACGCUUUCAACUGUUUUGCUUGGAGCAAGCUGCUUGUACGCAUCCUGAGGCUGAUCUCAUGUCCAUCAGCAUCCAUGGGCAGCGGCCCCCCGGGUCAAGGAGAGUUUUCACUUGCAGAGGACCGGAAGAAAGUUGAGGAGCUGCUGUUGCAAACCGGAGGACGUGGAUUGGACAUGACACUUGCCCUCAAUGAAUCCCUGACUCACCACGGAGGUUCAGCGGAACUGGUGAAGCGUUUGCUCGAUUUGCGAGCUGACGUGAAUGACCAGACCUUUACUUGGUGGAAGCCUGGCUUUGGUAUGGGGCUCAUUGCCAUGCAAAAGAACUUGCAGCACAAAUGUGGAAAGAGGACCCUGUGUAGCAAACUGAUGUAUCAUGGUGGACAUGGUGGAACGCCUUUGAUGCUGGCGAUGUUGACCUACCAGUACGAAGCAGCUGCGUGUCUCAUUGCAGAAGGAGCACGCCUGGACUCGCGCAACUCGCGGGGAUGGACCGCCAAGGACUUCGCAGCAGGACAGCCAGUGCCAGAUUUUCUUCUAGAAGCUUUCGAAGGAAGCUCAGAAGGCUGUUGCAGAGUGACAUCUAUAGCUCUUAGGAAUGCUUGUGUUGAGCUUUAG
Molecule: messenger RNA, 1242 nt
Organism: Durusdinium trenchii
Lineage: Eukaryota; Dinophyceae; Suessiales; Symbiodiniaceae
Source: the annotation of a GenBank genome assembly